AUGGCGAGCAGCAGCUCAAUGCUGGCCGUCCUAGCCACCCUGGCCCUGCUGCUCUCCCCAGCCGCCUCAGCCCUGUCGUCCACGCUGUCCCCGGACUUCCACGCGGAGACGUGCCCGCAGCUGGACGGCAUCGUGCGCGCGGCGGUGCAGGCCGCCCUCACGAGCGAAAUCGCCAUCGCCGCUGGCCUCGUCCGCAUCUACUUCCACGACUGCUUCCCGCAGGGCUGCGACGCCUCCAUCCUCCUCAACUCCACCUCCGCCCGCGAGACGGCGCUGGGCCCCAACCUCAGCAUCCAGCCGCGCGCCAUGCAGCUCGUCGAGUCCAUCCGCUCCACGGCGCACGCCGCCUGCGGGCCCGUUGUCUCCUGCGCCGACAUCACCCUGCUCGCCACCCGCGCCGCCAUCGUCGCCUCCGGCGGGCCCACCUUCCCCGUGCCCCUCGGCAACCUCGACAGCCUCGCCCCGGCGUCACAGGACAAGGUGUUCGACCUCCCGUCGCCGGCCACCGCCAGCGUCGCCGCUCUGGUGCAGUCCUUCGGCACCAGGGGACUCGGCGACGUGGCCGACCUCGUGGCGCUCUCGGGCGCGCACACCAUUGGUCGGUCGCAGUGUGGGUCCUUCUCCGACCGGUCUCAGCGCGCCGACGACACCUUCUCGAGGAAGCUCGCCGCCAACUGCAGCAAGAACCCGGACCGUCUGCAGAACCUGGACGUGAUCACCCCGGACCUGUUCGACAACGGGUACUACAAGGCGCUGGGGUUCAACCAGGGCGUGUUCACCUCCGACAUGGCGCUGGUCAAGAACAAGACCACCGCGCCCAUCGUGAAGCAGUUCGCCGCGAGCAAGGACGCCUUCUUCGCGCAGUUCGCCAAGUCGAUGACCAAGCUCGCCAGCGUGCCCAAGCCGGCGGGCAACGUCGGGGAGAUCCGCCGCUUCAGCUGCCUGAGGACCAACGCCCAGAGCGUCGUCCUCAUCGACACCGCCGUCGACGCUGUCGAUGAGGAGGAGGGCUUCGCUGCUUCCGCGCGUGACGUUAGCGUGUAG
Triticum turgidum subsp. durum (durum wheat) is the source of this 1044-nucleotide messenger RNA. The record is from the annotation of a GenBank genome assembly. NCBI's taxonomy places the organism in Eukaryota, Viridiplantae, Streptophyta, Magnoliopsida, Poales, Poaceae.